CCAUUACUGAAGUGACCUCGUGAGCCGAUUUCGAGCCAACCCCAACCCGCUCGCGGCGUUGAUGUAAACUCAGAUGAACACCGGAACGAUACUAUCAACUAUAGAUACAUUGUUAGUGUGUGAGAGCGACGCCGAAGGCAAUCGUGACGGAAACAGCAAGCAAACAUUGCUCCCCAGCCAAGCGACUGAAUAUGAGUACGAAAACGAGCGAUUCCUUGUUGCAUGGGUUCUACUGACUAGGUUKCCCCAGGAGGAUCUUGAUGUAGCAUGGGGAAAACACUCUGUGACGCUAUCGAAUUUUGCAGCAGGUCUGUUGGUCGACGCUGACACCRACRAUGCCGCUGCUACGKAUGUUCAAACAGGGCAUGUUGCCGAAACCGACAGAUGUUCCGCAUCAAGCGGCGGCGRCAACGACAACAACAAYRGAGGCAAUAKUUCUCUAGACACAUGCUACAUCCGAUUGGUGACGCAAGUUACUGCGAGACUAACGACAUCUCCGCCGGAAAAUCUGAAGCGAAUCAUUUACACAGCUUGGAAACGYGCGCAGUCUACGGUUGCAGCAGCAAGCCCUGGUAUCCUUAAAUUGAAUGUUGAUGUUUUUAAUGCGUUUCUUUCUUGGAUUCAUCACGACGAUGACUUCMUUUCCUCGGAUGCAUUGGCGUUGACAGAUAUCUGGAAAGUGUACGCAAGAGCGCGCACACCAUCGUCGAAGUCGUCGUCAGAGCAGAAAGAACCCAAUGUCAUUAGUAGUGUAUCUACGGUGGAGCAAACCCAGUCGACUAACUGCCACGAUGCGGCGGCAAUGAUAUCUGUUCUCAAAUCCGUAUUAGAUUCGACCGGYGGUACCGAUCACGAAAGCAACAACGCUGAUGAAAUGGGUGCAGGCGAUGAUUUUUACACGGUUGGGAACCUAGAGAGACUUGUCCUUGGAAUUUUUGAGUUGCGAGAUUCCAAAAGAAUGCCCGAAGAAUUAAUAUGCGMUGUUUUGCGCUGGAUUGCUGAAGAAGAUGGUGAGGUUGGAUUCUCGCGGGACCUAGUUAUGAUUUGGCACGGAUGGCUAAUGAAAAACAUCGAGACAAUUCUUUCCAAGAAAARGAAGAACAAUGCCAMACUUCUYAGCGACCCAAAGACGAUGGAUGCCGUAMACACGAUUGUAAUGGCGCAUGUUGUCUCUCCGGAUGAAGGAGCCCUGCGACCGAUGGCGUGGCAAUGUAUAGCUCGAAUUGCAAGGGCGUAUGGAUGGAGCUGGGGSAAAGCGACGUCAAGGAGUGCCCMGAUAUGUACCUGGUGUCGGUUGGCGUGCGGAGAGUGGAAGAUUCAAUUAGAAGAAGCAGGAGAUCUGACCGCGGCAWCACCAGAUAGGAAAUCGAUUUUAGAYGGUUGUGCAAGUUUGAUGACAAGUGUURUUCAAUAUCUUGUUGGCUUUGAUGAACGACCUGAUAAAAGAAUGCCGUUGGACCCCGAUGGGCUCUUGCAUUUACAAGAAUCACUGGAAGAAACGAUAUCGAUUACCUCUACUUUCUUGAAUAACUCUUUGGACAAUUGCGAUCAUACGAGUUAUUCUAUGAUUAUAAAUGUGUGGUCGCAGCUGUUCUCUGAAGUUGACCUAUUGAUGUUGGGAGGCGCUGAAAAUGUGAUUGGUUGUUUGCCAAAGUUGCUKUCGGUAUCAAAUGAAGAGGGUCUACUGAACGCAUUGGUACAUUUGAUCACCACCGCGCAAGCAGAAAACAAGAUCCUGGAACUUGUGGGAGAUCUCGACAGCGGACCCUUUGUGGAUUCUAUCGUGAUCUACAUGAAACGCUUUUGGAAGACAGCUGCCAACGGAGGCUGGCUGACACAGAACGACGCCCACGAGCACAUCCAGUGGGCUUGCAUCGCUAUCGAUAUCUUGGUAGAGAAAAGUCCCCCAAAUAGUGUUCGUCGAUACACAGAUCCCAUGCUACCCGCAAUGGAAUUUCUUAUUGAGUAUUCAGAAACCGCUUCGCCAAUGCAAAGGGAUGGCGAACUUUUACCAAGUCUUCGACUUUUGGUGGAUUCGUAUGUGGAUGCAAUUGGAAAAUGUCAUGAAGCUAGUUCAACGAUCAAGGAGUCCCAUAUCGUUUCUCGUGCGAUUGAUAUACUGGAGAAAUAGUAGAGGCAUAUGAAGGAUGAUGCAAGUUAACCAAAGAAAGCAGAACAGAGUCUGUGUACAUGGGACAUUCGUACGCGACUUCUUGAGUGAGUCUGCCACUAUUUCCACUACCAGCUUUCAGCAAUGCAAUUMAACUUUGAUAUUUGYCAUGCUAUGUUUGGUAAAGCRCUUUUCUUACUACAUCACUUUGAAGCUCCUUUAAUUAAAUUUCUGCACAAAU
Molecule: messenger RNA, 2351 nt
Organism: Pseudo-nitzschia multistriata
Lineage: Eukaryota; Bacillariophyta; Bacillariophyceae; Bacillariales; Bacillariaceae
Source: the annotation of a GenBank genome assembly